Pseudomassariella vexata is the source of this 1528-nucleotide messenger RNA. RefSeq lists its product as uncharacterized. Gene Ontology annotation, biological process: attachment of mitotic spindle microtubules to kinetochore; protein localization to kinetochore; kinetochore assembly. Lineage: Eukaryota; Fungi; Ascomycota; Sordariomycetes; Amphisphaeriales; Pseudomassariaceae. The record is from RefSeq and is a predicted model, not a curated record. The transcript has a single exon. Gene Ontology annotation, cellular component: kinetochore. Bases 368 to 1231 code for a protein of 287 amino acids.
CAGAAAGGUGGGUGGCCGGAAAGGUGGGGUCGAACGUUUGGUAACAGAUGAUUCGAUUGUGCCCCUCAACACCGCCACGAUAAGCAUCCGAGCAUCCCACCUUUGACACGCUUAUCCUCUUUGGGGAGAAAGUAAAUAGUCUCGCGGUUGCGACUUUACCGGAUGUGUGACAUUAGACUAAGAGAGCUCCUCAAUUUGAGACCUGGAGCACUUGACAACUCACAUCAGCUAUAACGUGGAUCGCCCGUGUUCGAGGUUCCUGCUGGAGCAUUCUGCCAUUUUACCACCUUCAAUUUACUCAGGCGCAUCGUUCAGCGGAUAACAAAGAUAUCCUCAUAUACCAGAGUCAAAUUGCGACAUACCCCCGAUGCAGUCCAAAACAGCCUCUUCAGAGUCUGUUCAGUCAGUAUUAAGAUCUCUGGCUGCCAACCAAGAGAUCUCCAUCCUCAAACUCUCCGAACCAAUCUCUACCAACGCAUCUGCAUCGCAAGACCCCAAUCAACGUACCUCCGAUGUGUCCAACUCCUCGCUCGACGCGCCGACACCCGCCUCGCUCGAAGCAGACCUGACGCACUACCGCGAACUCUUCUCCAAACUGCGCUUCAGCUACGUCGAACAGGUGACUAAGGAGAAGUUCAUACGCGCCAUCGUUGGCGACCCGCCCUUAAUCGUCAGCCCACAGGAAAACUUCGACCUGGAGAAGCAGAAUGUGGCGGCAAAAGCGGAGCUCAAGGCGUUGAAAACAGAGGUGGCGGACAUGGUCACGGAACUUGAGAAGAGGGGACGGGAGUUGUCGAAGCGGUACGAACAAGUCCAGAUAGAGACAGCUCGGCUAGAGGAACUGCCUGCGAAUAUCUCGGGGCUGGAGAAUGCGAUUACCGAGUUGAAGAAGAGUGACGUGGAUGGAGGGAGCCAAAAUCCAGAAUUGAAUCUCCCACUUGCCAAGACGGCGGACCUUGUCGAGGCAAAGAAGCGACAGCGGGAUAACCUCGACCGGCAGCUAGAGCAGUUGCAGAACCAGAUGCCGCGGAAGAAGAAGGAGUUGGAGAGACUGCAGGCCGAACUUCAGCCAUUGGAAACAAAGAGACAGAACAGCACUGCGACGGCAAGGGAAGCAAGGAGACGGAAGGAGGACGCAGUGGGUGGUGUUGAGGAUGACCUGGAGGAAAGGGGGCGCUGGCUUAGGGCCGCGGAAGCUGGACUAAAGCAGAUGCUACAGAUUGAGGGUUGACAGAGUGCGGUUCUAUAUGACAUGGUGUUUGGAGUACAGAGUUGGCAACUGGCUAUGAGAUGACGGAAUGGGUUCAUCUUUAUUUCAGUAUGGACGAUUACUUGUGAUGCUUUAACAGAGCUGCACUGUUGGAAAUUGAUAUCCCAAGACCCAAUUUAUGUUUGAUUCAACCUCAUCAAAGCAACGCAAGGCCGUUGCUCACAAUCAGACAUCCCAAUAGAAUUGUCUGUUGCGAUCUGCUUCCAUUUACCCACGAUAGCGAACUCGGAUUGUUUCCCUUAUUCUACUGACGCCUGC